AUGGCUGUCAAUCGUCUUCAUUUGUUGUUAUUGCAGAUCAUAGUCUUGUUACUCUGGACAAUCAAAUUCAAAGCAUCAGAAGCUUCAUGUCAAACGAGUUGUGGAAAUGUCCAAAUAAGAUAUCCCUUUGGAAUUGGAAAAGGCUGCUUCUUCAAUGAAUGGUUUGAAAUAACCUGCAACAAAUCUUCUACUGCCUCUGCACAACCUUUCUUGACGAAGAUGAAGCUGAAACUAGCAGAAGACGCCGCUGCUAUGGGCUUCGGGAUAGGCGUCGAAAUGCCUGCAAUUUCUUCAGAAAGCACUUUUAAAGGUAUUAACCUUACAGGAUCACCAUUUUUCUUUACAAAUAAGCACAGUAGCUUCAUUGCCACUGGUUGUAAAAAGUAUGCCAAGAUCGACGAAACGUCGUAUGAGGGGCAUUCAAAUACUGGUGGCCAUGGGUGUCUGACAAUUUGUGCUUGUGAUCCUCUGAAAGUAAAAACAGGAGGUUGCUAUGAUCAAUAG
Pistacia vera is the source of this 504-nucleotide messenger RNA. Its product is annotated as wall-associated receptor kinase-like 9. Lineage: Eukaryota; Viridiplantae; Streptophyta; Magnoliopsida; Sapindales; Anacardiaceae. Gene Ontology annotation, molecular function: polysaccharide binding. Bases 1 to 504 code for a protein of 167 amino acids. The transcript has a single exon. The record is from RefSeq and is a predicted model, not a curated record.